GAGCAAACAUGACUCAGAAACCGGUUCCUCGGGGUUGAAACAUUAGAUGAUGCACACUGAGGUCAUUGCGCUGUAAACCAAUGCCCGUGUUUCGCUGGGCUGGGUUCUCUAGAAGGUGCGCUGCUGACUGAAUUGCUGGAAGAACACUCACAGGUGUGGGAAGAAAGGACUUGCCACCAACCUUGGUUUCUAGAGCUCCUUCUCUGGGCUGGGAAGGAUUUUAUGUUAAUCAGAAAUAUUUCCAGAAGAUUGAAGCCGCUGUAGGGGUGACGCAAAUCUGCCAAGGGCCAGAAUGGGAAUCCUAUACUCCGAGCCCAUCUGCCAGGCGGCCUAUCAGAAUGACUUCGGUCAAGUGUGGCGCUGGGUUAGAGAGGACAGCAGCUGCAUCAAUGUGCGAGAUGGCUUUAACGGAGACACUCCCCUGAUCUGUGCUUGCCGGCGUGGGCACCUGAGAAUCGUUUCCUUCCUUUUAAAAAGAAAUGCUGACGUGAACCUCAAAAACCAGAAACAGAGAAACUGCUUGCAUUAUGCUGUGAAGAAAAAAUUUACCUUCUUUGAUUACCUCCUCAUUAUCCUCCUAAUGCCUGUUCUCCUUAUUGGGUACUUCCUCAUGGUAUCAAAGACCAAGCAGAACGAGGCUCUUGUUCGAAUGCUGCUCGACGCUGGCGUCAACGUGAACGCCACGGACUGUUACGGCUGCACGGCGUUACAUUACGCCUGCGAAAUGAAAAACCAGAAUCUCAUCCCUCUGCUCCUUGAAGCUCAUGCAGACCCCAUGAUAAAGAAUAAGCGUGGUGAGACUUCGCUGGAUAUUGCACGGAGAUUAAAAUUUGCCCAGAUUGAGAUAAUGCUAAGGAAAGCAUCAUAAUCCUAGUGGCCUCACAUGAAGAGAUAGAAAAAAUUAAAGCACCGUGUUUGAUCUCCAUUUUGGACAAUUGGUCUGUGGACCGCUCAACUUAGGUGCCAGAAUUUUAUGGUUGCCAUGGCUAACCAUAAUAGUGGUUGCCAUGGUAACAGUUUUAGAAGGGCUUUGUAUUUAUAAUUCUUUGUUGUUUUGCCCAGUGGAGUUGACCAUGGUCAUAAUUCUUCUAGGAGAAACACUCAAGUUGUUGGAGUUUCCUCUUUGGUCAAAAAAAGGUGACAUUUCAACCCCCGUUUGUCUGAAGAAGAGGAUUGCAGUUGGCUGUUUGGUUCUCUCUUCUCAGGUGUGCACCUCUCACCAAGAGAUAGUCCUGUCUAUAUCAUAUCCAGAAAACAACAGUUUCUUUCCGUCCUUCUGAGUAGUAAGAGGAAGAUUCAAAGUAUAUAUAUUUGUAUAGAAUGAUGUGUUGGGGGCGUGGGGGGAGGGCUUUAUGUAAAUAUUCAUUUGGUGAAACAAUUUCAAUAAAACUAUCUAUCAGUCAUCGGGGGUGGGGGUAUUUAUGCCACAGUAAUUGGGAAAUCCUGUAAGUCCGGGCUUUUUCUUUUUCUUUCCAGAGAGCCAAGUUAACUAGAAUACCUCUAGACAUUCUACCAUCAGCCAUCUUGAUUAUGAACAAAAUUAUAUAACUAUCAAGAUGUUUGUUCAAAAACACCUUUAUGAUUCUCCUGUGAAUGCCAGGCAGCUACUAAGGUUGUUCAUUCUGUUUAUUUUCAUUAAUAAAAUUUAAAAUAUUAUUAACUGUUGGACAAAGGAUUUCUUUACAGGAAAUGAGGUGGUAUCUGGAUUUUACUUCCAGAGGUGGAGAUAGUACAUAUCAAAAUAUAUUUCUUAAGGCUCUUGUCAAUGACACAGAGUAGAAAUAAACAUAUUAAAAAUGAUCAAAUUUUGCAAAGCAAGUCUGAAUCAUUAAUAUCUUUAGACACGGAUUAAAGUGUAGACAUAUUACACACUAUGUGAGGUAACAAAUGAACAGUCUAAGAAGAAAAGAUUUACCAUCCUUGAACAGAACAAAGGGCUAAUGAAAAUCGAAUCCAGAAUAUUUAUUGAACGAUGUACAGAGCCUUAAAGUAUAUGUUUUAGGAGGGAAAUAGGAGUGUGUAGAUACAGUUUCAGAAGUGCUUAAGUGUCUCUUAAAUUAUUUAAGAUACAUUGCACUGAAUGGAGUCAGCAGGUGACUCUGGGGAACUGAAUAAACAAAUGAACUUGACACACCAUAGACCUUUAGCACGCACCUAUGUACCUUCAAUUUGGUUUGCAAAAUUAUGCUAUCACUCAUGUAAUCUGUAGCUGUCAUCUUUGAAAUGGUGUGAAAUUGAGCAUUUUUCUAAAGAAAAAUUCAUAUUUGUGAAUGAGUUUGGAUAGUUAUCAAGAUCAAAGGAUAAAAUACAUGGCAGUUUGUUGUCUUUAUGCUCAUGACAUUCUACAACUUUCUUCCUAGUUUUUAAUUUUUGAAAGCAGAAAACUGAGGCAGACGUUUGUAAGCAUUAGAUCUUCUAGAAUCAGUCAAUAAACUCUCAAAUGAGCUUGGACUAGAUGCUAGGUACCGCAAUACAUUUAUGUGUUUUGUGGAGUGCUUGAUGUAUUUAUGGAAAACUCAUUAAAUAUCUUAUAAAAUGA
Messenger RNA from Suricata suricatta (meerkat), 2539 nucleotides. RefSeq names its product ankyrin repeat domain 22 (gene ANKRD22). The record is from RefSeq and is a predicted model, not a curated record. The coding region runs from base 293 to 868 and encodes 191 amino acids. The transcript has 6 exons. Lineage: Eukaryota; Metazoa; Chordata; Mammalia; Carnivora; Herpestidae. Gene Ontology annotation, molecular function: protein binding.